This is a messenger RNA of Tribolium castaneum (red flour beetle), 2079 nucleotides long. RefSeq names its product ionotropic receptor 75a. Gene Ontology annotation, cellular component: membrane. Gene Ontology annotation, molecular function: ligand-gated monoatomic ion channel activity. The coding region runs from base 42 to 1991 and encodes 649 amino acids. The record is from RefSeq and is a predicted model, not a curated record. Lineage: Eukaryota; Metazoa; Arthropoda; Insecta; Coleoptera; Tenebrionidae. The transcript has 6 exons.
UUCAAUCAUUUUACAAUUUCAUUUUAGAAAGAAUCUUUAAAAUGAAACCAAUUUACUUACUCUUUACGUUAUUUUCUUCAUUAGUUCAGGCUGAUGAAGAAAGCACAUUCUUACUAAUUACUAAUUAUCUAAGUAGAAAUAAUAUGAAAACGUCUUAUUUCUUUACUUGUUGGAAGAAGACCGAAACAUUGCAGUUAAUGCACAUGAUGACCAAACAAGAUAUUAAGUUUAAUUUUGUGAAAAACGAAAAAAACGCAAUAAUUCAGGCGCUGGAUGAAAAAAGUAUGACCCGUUAUGGAUACAUUUUAGAUACAAGAUGCCAAAAUUUUAAAAAUUUGUUAUCAGAAAAAAUCUCUACAGUUAAUAUGAGAUUAUCGCAUCCCUGGCUAAUACUUUCAGCACAAUUGAAUACUUCCACCUCUUGGGAAGUUGUCUUAAAAAAUGUGAAUUUAAGAAUGGAUUCAAAUGUAAAAUUUGCAAUUCCUGAAGACGAAUCCACUUUUAAUAUCUUUGAUGUUUACAAUCCCGCCCACCAACUCGGUGAAUCACCUGUGAUAACAGAAUUUGAGAUUUGGAACGGCUCAAGCCUGCAAAUGCAGCAAACAAAAACAUUUUAUUUACAACGGAGAGACAUGUCUCAUAUAAAACUACGAUCUGGAAGUGUAGUUUUGAUCAGCAAUCAUUCUGGAACCUUUGAAGAGUAUAUGUUAGACUCCAGAUUUAAACAACUCGACACCAUGAGCAAGUUUCAUUACCCUAUGUUUCUUUUGUUGGAGGAUGUCCAUAAUUUCACACACUCUUUAAAAAUUGAAGACAAAUGGUUUGGUAAUUACCAAAAUGGUACAGACUCAGGUGUUGGAAAAUUAUUAUACGAAAAUGAAAUUGAUAUAACAUGUACAGGGGCAUCGCAAAGACCCCCAAGAGUGGACGUUUAUGAUUAUUUAAUGCCCUCUUAUCAUUUCAGACCUUGUUACAUUUUCAGAAACCCAGGGACUUACAACCCGCUCGAAAACCAAUUUUUGAAACCAUUUACUGACACGGUUUGGUACAUAACUAUAGUCUCGACAGUACUUGUCUCUUUCUUUAUAAAAAUUUUUCAUCGACUUGAAAACAAGUUUGUGGGAAUUAAAGCGGACUAUUCGUGGGCUACGGCACUCCUAAUUACAUUUUCCGUAAUCUUUCAGCAAGAUUCAUGUAUCUUCCCAACUGGUUUAGCAGGUCGUAUAUCAUUCCUCGUCCUCCAAAUCCUCUCAAUUUUGCUCUAUAACUACUACACUUCAAGCAUUAUUUCGUCCCUUUUAAGCAAACCUCCGGAAGCUUUCCACAGUUUGGAUGAGCUGGGACAUAGCAAACUGGAAAUAGGAAUCGAAGAUUUGCCUUAUACCAUCACCUGGUUCGAGAUUAUGAACGACAGUGAUGUCCAGUACAUUUAUAAAAAUAAAGUGUUUCCACCAAACGCAAAAAAACUGAACAUUUAUGAGCCAGAUGAAGGAAUCGCCAAAGUUAAACAAGGAGGAUUUGCGUAUCACACUCAGCUAGACACAGGAUAUCCCAUUAUUGCCAGGACCUUCGACCAGGAGCAAAUUUGCGAUAUAACUGAAAUUCCAAUGAUACCUCAAGUCGGAGCUGGAAUUAUGCUGCAGAAGAAAUCGCAAUAUAAAGAACUGUUCCACAUAACUCUGCGAAAAAUUAAAGAAGUCGGGUUAGUUCACCGGAUUUCGCAAAUUUGGGAGUCCAAAAAACCGGAUUGUUUGUCAAGCAUUCGAGUGGUUGCUGUUGGCUCUGAUCAAACCUUUAUUGCUUUUCUGACGCUAUUUAUUGGAAUGGCACUUUCGUUGGUGUUUUUGGUCAUUGAAAUUGUAUGGUUCCGAUUUAAUUUGGACGCAUUACCGCCUAAACUAUUCGAAAAAAUGGAACAAUUUUAUUCCUUACCUUUGCAAAACGAUCCGGGGAAUCGAUUAGCAUCGAGAAAAUUGCCAAAUUGCCAAUAGUUUUUUAGUUAUGAUUUUUUAAAAAUUUUACCUAUUUUUGCAUUUAUUUGCAAUUUUCUUGAAAACUAUUAGUCGGAGAACAAUGAUC